This is a messenger RNA of Musa acuminata AAA Group (dessert banana), 1126 nucleotides long. Its product is annotated as nuclear transcription factor Y subunit B. The transcript has 7 exons. Bases 179 to 751 code for a protein of 190 amino acids. The record is from RefSeq and is a predicted model, not a curated record. Gene Ontology annotation, biological process: regulation of transcription by RNA polymerase II. Lineage: Eukaryota; Viridiplantae; Streptophyta; Magnoliopsida; Zingiberales; Musaceae. Gene Ontology annotation, cellular component: CCAAT-binding factor complex; nucleus. Gene Ontology annotation, molecular function: RNA polymerase II cis-regulatory region sequence-specific DNA binding; DNA-binding transcription activator activity, RNA polymerase II-specific; protein heterodimerization activity.
GUUCCCAUCGCUCAUCCUUGGCGUCUCCUUCCCCGUUUCUUCUCCAGCGUCCGAUCUCCACCCUCCGCCUCUCAGAGAACGCGAGAGACGCAUCAGGAAAAGGAAAAUAUAAAGGCAAAAAAAAAAAAAUUCCACGCGCCAACUACGAACCAAAUAAAGGGUUCCGGCCUAACUGCAGAUGGCGGAGGCUCCACCGGCGAGCCCCGGAGGCGGAGGCGGGAGUCACGAGAGCGGCGAGCAUAGCCCUCGAGCGGGGGCUGGCGUACGGGAGCAGGAUCGGUUCCUCCCGAUCGCCAACAUCAUCCGGAUCAUGAAGAAGGCGCUCCCCGCCAACGCCAAGAUCGCUAAGGACGCUAAGGAGACGAUGCAGGAGUGCGUCUCCGAGUUCAUCAGCUUCGUCACCAGCGAGGCGAGCGAUAGAUGCCAGAAGGAGAAGAGGAAGACGAUCAAUGGGGACGAUCUGCUCUGGGCGAUGGCGACGUUGGGGUUUGAGGAGUACAUCGAGCCGCUGAAGCUAUACCUCCAGAAAUACCGAGAGGUACUCUGCUUCCUUCGGAUUGCAUUUCAUCUAUUUCCGAUGAUAUGUCAAUUGUCUGCCCAGGGCGGAGAGGGCUCUGUCAGGAGAGAAUUAGGAGGGGCUCAACAAUCUGGAACAAGCACAGGAAUGGAGUACCAGGCUCUUCCUCAACAAGGUUCUUAUACACAAGGCAUGGAUUACAUGAAUCCUCAGUUCCAUAAUGGGGAUCUCUGAACUUGGAGAUUUAUCUGCUUAUGUUCCAUGAGAGCCUCUUUAUGCAGGAUAUAAUGCUCCACACUUCCUACCAUUCGGCAUCGCUGCUUUUGCAUAGAGAAAAAUUCUUGUCUGCAAAAGCGAGGGACAAAUGUCUGUACUUGGUGUUAAUGCUUACUGUUGCAACUAAUGUCUUAUAUAUAUAUAUAUAUAUAUAUAUCAUUUGUAAGGUCCCCAGGUUUAAGUUGUUUUGUAAGAUAAAAGCCUUAUUACUCUUUAAUUUGUCUUGCGCAACUAUGCUUGUGUUGGUUUUCUUUUCCUUUUUCUUUUGUGACUUCCUUUUCAACAGUGGUACGUGCAUUAACCAACGGAAAACAUGAAUUUUUGUUGUUGUUA